Molecule: messenger RNA, 1596 nt
Organism: Ictalurus punctatus (channel catfish)
Lineage: Eukaryota; Metazoa; Chordata; Actinopteri; Siluriformes; Ictaluridae
Gene: cdc42
Product: cell division cycle 42
Exons: 6
Coding region: 355-930 (191 amino acids)
Biological process (GO): small GTPase-mediated signal transduction; modification of synaptic structure
Cellular component (GO): dendritic spine
Molecular function (GO): GTP binding; GTPase activity
Source: RefSeq, a predicted model, not a curated record
AUAGAUAGCCAGAUAAAUAGACAGACAGACAGAUAGAUAGGCAGAUGGAUAAACGAACAGAUGGACAGACAGGUUGAUAGAUAGAUAGCCAGAUAGAUAUGCAUUUACUGUAUAAACAAUGUUAUUCAAGUGAUAAGAAUACGGUAUUAUAAAUAUAUUACGAUACGGUGAUUUAUUAGCUGUAAUAAUUACGUUGAGUAAAAUGGCGCUGUUCCGUUGAGGGCUCGUGCCCCUGCUCUUAUGCCUGGGAAACCCCGUCUGCGAGCUGCCAACGCCCGGCGCAGAGAAACAAACAGAACGGAAUAAGAUCUUGAAUGAGAAGAUUGGACUGUUAAACACAAACAAAGCACAGUUAUGCAGACGAUCAAGUGCGUUGUGGUUGGCGAUGGUGCCGUUGGUAAAACCUGCCUAUUAAUCUCCUACACAACUAACAAAUUCCCCUCUGAAUAUGUACCAACGGUCUUCGAUAACUAUGCAGUUACGGUUAUGAUCGGUGGAGAACCGUACACCCUGGGACUGUUUGACACUGCAGGUCAGGAAGACUACGAUAGAUUACGGCCUCUGAGUUACCCCCAAACAGAUGUCUUCUUAGUCUGUUUCUCUGUCGUUUCCCCUUCUUCGUUCGAAAACGUCAAAGAAAAGUGGGUACCCGAGAUCACCCACCACUGUCCAAAGACCCCCUUCCUGCUCGUUGGGACGCAGAUCGAUCUGAGAGAUGACCCGUCCACCAUCGAGAAGCUUGCGAAGAACAAACAGAAGCCGAUUACUCCGGAGACGGCUGAGAAGCUGGCCCGGGACCUGAAGGCCGUCAAGUACGUGGAGUGCUCCGCUCUCACGCAGAGAGGUCUGAAGAACGUAUUUGACGAAGCUAUCCUAGCUGCUCUCGAACCGCCCGAAACGCAGCGAAAACGGAAGUGCUGUAUAUUCUAAAGUCUCGUUUUCUCUCUUUAUUACGCCUAACCCCCCCCUCCAGAUGUUUGCUGCUUCCUAGUUUACCUCUUGCUCCUGAUUACUAACAAAAGAAGCUUGUUUUAUGUUUCUUGCUUCAUAUUAAUGUAGUGUUUUUUCCAUCCACUCUUUCUUUUUCUUUCUUUCUCUCUCUCUGCAAUCAUGUGUCUUAAGAUUUUUCCUUUUGUCAUUUUCGUCACCUCUUGUAUUAAAUGGAGAUUUUGUCCUCUCCAGAUGUGGAGCAUUAUUAUUAUUAGUAGUAGUAUUACAAUUGUUAGUUUGCUUUCUCUUUUGUUUUUUUUUGUUUUUUGCACUUAAACCUGUAACAACGAUUAGGUCUCAUGUCGAUUGUUGCUUUCUCGUUUCUUCAUUCCUACUGUCUAAGAGAGUGGGCGGAGCCAAAGAGGUACACUGAUCAAGCAGCUCAAACGCAUUGCGCUCAAGUCUUUUUAUCUUCCCCCCCUCUUCAUUCCUUAUUUCAAUGUAUUAUUUUAUACUGCAAUCAUUGUAUCAUAGAAAUUAACUUCUGCGCAUAAUAUUAAGGCUACACCCUGCAAUCAGGUGCCGUUGAUCAGGUGCACUGUCUUGGGAUUUACUUAUAACCUUGUGAAAUGAUUUGUGUCAUUAAUAAAGGUCGGCUAAAAUCGC